Molecule: messenger RNA, 750 nt
Organism: Mercenaria mercenaria
Lineage: Eukaryota; Metazoa; Mollusca; Bivalvia; Venerida; Veneridae
Product: arylsulfatase I-like
Exons: 2
Coding region: 1-750 (249 amino acids)
Source: RefSeq, a predicted model, not a curated record
AUGGCAUCUUGGUUUCCGCAGUUGGAAUUUUACACCAAGUACCGUGGGUUCGACUUUUCUUUUGGGUAUUCGAGGGGAUGGGGAAAGGGACUCAGAAAGAGGGAAAAAGAGCAGCUUUUUUUCGUUGUUGGCUGGGGGAGAAAAAUCGCUAUACAUAAAAACGGAUUAAAGCAUGCUGUUGACUGGGAUCCUACAAUUGUUGCCGCCGCUGGUGGAACUAUUCCAGAUAACUCUAACGAAAUAGAUGGCAUAAAUCAGUGGAAAGCUAUAAGUACUGGAUCCGAAUCUAACAGAAAAGAACUGGUAUAUAACUUAGAUAGUUCCGAACAGCCAGGUUCUCAGGGACAUGCUGCGAUACGUGUUGGUGAUUUCAAGCUUAUUCAAGGAUAUCCGGGGCCGUUUAGUGACUGGUACAAACCUGACCAGAUUUAUUCAGACAUUGACGAUGAAUUAAAUGAAAACGAUUAUUAUGCAAGACUCGAUAUAGAAGAUGCAAAUAAACAAAGAUAUGAAUGGAUAAAAGAAGGAUUUAAACAUGGCAGAAAAUGGGCGGGAGAUGGCCUAUACAACCUUAAGAAUGAUCCAACAGAACAUGAAGAUGUUAGCAAAUUGCACCCAGAUGUUGUAAACCAACUGAAAGCGAAACUGGAUGAGUACAGGAAAAGUUAUGUUGAACCUAAAACUUAUGCGUAUGAUCCUCGUUCUGAUCCCCAAAAGUUCGGCGGAUUCUGGACACCGGGAUGGUGCUGA